This is a messenger RNA of Musca domestica (house fly), 2004 nucleotides long. It is a transcript of the gene IntS11, whose product is annotated as integrator complex subunit 11. Bases 127 to 1920 code for a protein of 597 amino acids. Gene Ontology annotation, cellular component: nucleus. The record is from RefSeq and is a predicted model, not a curated record. The transcript has 3 exons. Gene Ontology annotation, biological process: snRNA processing. NCBI's taxonomy places the organism in Eukaryota, Metazoa, Arthropoda, Insecta, Diptera, Muscidae.
CUGUGGCCUGUUCAAUUUUGUUUAUUUUACACUUAAGCAAGAACUUCAAGAGCUCUCAAACAAGGCAGCGUUUUCCACAAAAUAAGAAUAUAUUCCGUAUAUGUGUGGCGUUUUCCAUUGUGAAAUAUGCCCGAUAUUAAAGUAACUCCCCUGGGAGCUGGUCAGGAUGUUGGCCGUAGCUGUUUGCUGUUGUCGAUGGGCGGCAAAAACAUCAUGUUGGACUGUGGCAUGCAUAUGGGCUAUAACGAUGAAAGACGGUUUCCAGAUUUCUCAUACAUUGUACCCGAUGGACCGAUAACCAGUCACAUUGAUUGCGUUAUAAUAUCACAUUUUCAUUUGGAUCACUGUGGGGCCUUACCGUAUAUGUCGGAAAUGGUGGGCUAUUCGGGACCGAUUUAUAUGACCCACCCAACAAAGGCCAUCGCUCCAAUUCUGCUAGAGGAUAUGCGAAAAGUAGCGGUUGAACGUAAGGGCGAAUCCAAUUUCUUUACCACUCAAAUGAUAAAAGAUUGCAUGAAAAAGGUAACUGCUGUAACAUUACAUCAAAGUGUAAUGGUGGAUAGUGAGCUGGAAAUAAAAGCCUAUUAUGCUGGACAUGUAUUGGGAGCAGCAAUGUUUUGGAUUCGUGUUGGUUCACAAUCCGUUGUCUAUACAGGUGAUUAUAAUAUGACUCCCGAUCGUCAUUUGGGUGCUGCUUGGAUUGAUAAAUGUCGUCCUGAUCUGCUGAUAUCUGAAAGUACCUACGCCACCACAAUACGAGAUUCUAAACGUUGCCGUGAAAGAGAUUUCCUAAAGAAAGUACAUGAAUGUGUAUCGAAGGGAGGAAAAGUUUUGAUACCCGUGUUUGCAUUGGGCCGAGCACAGGAACUAUGUAUUUUGCUGGAAACCUAUUGGGAGCGUAUGAAUCUUAAGUAUCCCAUAUAUUUUGCAUUGGGUCUAACCGAAAAAGCAAAUACCUAUUAUAAAAUGUUUAUUACCUGGACUAAUCAGAAGAUAAGAAAAACUUUUGUGCAUCGCAAUAUGUUUGAUUUUAAACACAUUAAACCCUUUGAUAAGACGUAUAUUGACAAUCCUGGUGCAAUGGUGGUGUUCGCCACACCUGGUAUGUUACAUGCUGGUUUGUCACUGCAAAUCUUCAAGAAAUGGGCACCCAAUGAAAACAAUAUGGUCAUUAUGCCGGGUUACUGUGUGCAGGGUACCGUGGGUAACAAGAUUUUAAGUGGUGCCAAAAAGGUUGAAUUUGAAAAUCGUCAGGUGGUGGAUGUUAAAAUGUCUGUGGAAUAUAUGAGCUUUUCGGCACAUGCUGACGCAAAAGGUAUAAUGCAGCUCAUACAAAAUUGUGAACCGAAAAAUGUAAUGCUGGUUCAUGGGGAAGCUGAAAAAAUGGCAUUUUUGCGUAAUAAGAUACGCGAAGAAUUUAACAUUGAAACGUAUAUGCCAGCUAAUGGUGAAACAUCUGUCAUAUCAACCCCCGUCAAAAUACCCGUCGAUGCUUCUGUUUCGUUGCUUAAAGCUGAAACUCGCAUUUAUAAUGCUCAACCACCCGAUCCCAAGCGUAGACGUCUGAUACAUGGCGUUCUUGUAAUGAAGGACAAUCGUAUUAUGUUACAAAACCUCACAGAAGCUUUAAAGGAGAUCGGCAUAAAUAGACAUGUUAUGCGUUUUACUUCCAAAGUAAAAAUGGACGACCCAGGACCAAAAAUACGCACAGGCGAAAAACUGUUAGCCUUGCUACAGGAAAAACUAACCGGUUGGACUGUGACAAUGCAAGAGAAUUGUACAAUUGUUGUCGAAACCGUUGAGAUAAAAAUUGAGGAAGAUGAAAAAGAUCCGAAACAUAAGACAUUGUUAAUCACAUGGACCAAUCAAGAUGAAGAUAUUGGUGCAUAUAUAUUGAAUUUGUUGCAAAAUAUGUGUUAGAGGCCAAAGGGGCCGCUUAUUAUAAUUUUUUUAACUAAAAGCAUUCCAAAAUUUGAAUGCUAGCUUUAAUUUUUAAGUGAAAAG